GCACUCGAGUCAACUGCGGUAGUCGUGUGAGUGAUCAAUGCACGGCACCGCUGGGCGUGUGAGGGCGACCUGUGUAUAUAUAAAGCGUCUGUCUGUCCUCUCUCUUGUUGUGUGGGGUGUCCGAGGCGUGAGUGAGUGUGUGCGUCGUCGUCUCCUGCUCACGUUUCUGGUUGUGACGUCAUCACGGGUGUCGCAUAUUAUACCCUCUUUAUGGGGAGGCUUACGAAGCUGCGUGCCUCGGAUCCGAAGAUGAAGUUGGAUUUUUUGUUGUGAGGGGAAAAAAUGUUCGUUGCAGAGUGAAUUUCAACUUGGAGUCGAUCGACAUCCAGAGGAUUUAUACUCCAGAUUGCUUCGUUUCAUCAACGCUGAGGGCUUCUCGAGAAGAAUUCAUUGAUUUUCUGGCACUGUACAGCAACCGAGUUAUCACGUAUCUGACGACACAACUUCUGAUAACCGUGAUAGAAAAUGAUAUGAAGAUUUUUUACCUUCGAUUAUUCCGGUAAGAUUGUGAGGGAAAAAAAGAAAACAGUUUUACGAGAUGUUCUGAUAAGCAGAGUGUUGUUGAAGAAAUCUGAUAUUUUCUUGCGUUCAAAAAAUGACCUUUUUAUGUCAAACAAGUCGUUGAACUCAGACCAACUAAACAGUUAUUGAUUUCUGGGAAAUAAUAAUAUCUCCAAGAAGUGGAAUGGGAAAACAUCGUGAAAGAUGAGCCAUUGUUUUUGCACUUGUCCUUUGAUUGACCGGCUUGAGGGUUUCUCUGUAUGUCCACCAAUACAUCCCGUGUUCGUUUAGUGUACGUCCAGUGGCAUCUCACCAUGACAACGGCCGCCGAACCUGACAUCCUCCUGGAAGCAUCAACUGUUAGAUCUGGUGGUCCUGAACAGCAUGGCGACUCCUUGGGUAACAGCAGUAGCAGCUCGGACACUCACUUCGUGGAGCUCAGCGACGCCGGCUUCUCUUUUAUUGCCUUCAUGUUAACGUUAACAUUCGUGUUGGGAUCCUUUGUGAACGGGCUCUGUCUAUUCGUCUUCGCCAAGAACAAGCGACUGAGGAGUCCUACCAACAUUUUCGUCAUGGCGCUCAACCUAUGCGAUCUGUUGAUGUGCCUUGUGGGAAUCCCAAUGUCCAUGACGUCAGCAUAUGCCCACCACUGGCUGUGGGGAGAACUGGGCUGUGACAUCGAGGCCUUCAUCGUCUACUUCCUCGGCCUUUCCUCCAUGUACGUGCUCAUGGCGAUCUCGUUUGACCGUUACAUCGCCAUCAGCAGACCUUUACUGGGGACGAAGAUCACCAAGAAAGUUGCUGUCAUCUCAUGUGGGGCUUGCUACUUGCUGGGCUUUCUCUGGUCGAUUUUUCCAGCAUUUGGUUGGAACGAGUUUACGCUAGAGGGCGCCGGCAUCUCGUGCAGUGUGAAUUGGGAGAACCCCAGCCCCGUGUACACCUCCUAUAUCUACGCUAUCUUCUUCUUCUGUUUCGUCAUCCCUGUGGGGGUCAUGAUGUACUCAUACUACGGCAUCAUCGCCACGCUCCGGUCGCUCAACAAGUCCUCUGUGUGGGAUAUGGACAGCCGUGUAGCGAGGAGGAAUCUGGCCAUAGAGAGGAAAAUGAUGAAGACAGCCUGUCUCAUCGUCCUUGCCUUUUGGGUGUGCUGGUUGCCGUAUACCAUCGUUUCUUUCGUCGCUGCCUUCCUUGGAGGGGAUACCAUUCCAGUCUUUCUCGCCACCAUCCCCCCUGUAAUUGCCAAGUGCCAAGGCCUCCUCAAUCCUAUAAUCUACGUGGCUACCAACAAACAGCUCCGGACGGGUUUGUACGAAAGUCUGCCUUGCGAGUCCUUAAAAUCUUCCCUGUUGAAAGGUGAGGAGGACAAACCCGAGGAAGCCGAGUCUGACGAGUCAGACCUGGACGAGGGCGAGGGAUCCUCCAAGAAAGCCAAGGGCAAGAAAAAUGCCUCGGAUGGAAAGAAGGACGGCGAGAAGAAGAAGAAAAAAUCCGGCGGCGGUGGUGGUGGUGGCGGCGGAGGUAAGAAAAACGCCGUUCAUCCUGCGGUCCUGGAGAAGCCGUCCGUGGACGAAGGGGUCAGCGAGAUGUCCACUCUCGAUGGUCCGGCGAUGACGUCAACGUCCAUACAGAUCACCCAAGACGGGAACAACGCACAGGUCAGCUACAGCUCUGGCGGUGCGGCCCCCUAGAGGACUUAGUAUUCAGCCAGUAAAUCUGGAAUGUCAAUAGCCCCGCUUGUAUGCAAUGGCCCCUCGGAAUUGAUUUUAUUGCUUUUAAGUUUGCAAAAU
Messenger RNA from Aplysia californica (California sea hare), 2288 nucleotides. RefSeq names its product pinopsin-like. Gene Ontology annotation, cellular component: photoreceptor outer segment; membrane. Gene Ontology annotation, molecular function: G protein-coupled receptor activity. The transcript is spliced from 7 exons. The record is from RefSeq and is a predicted model, not a curated record. Gene Ontology annotation, biological process: G protein-coupled receptor signaling pathway. NCBI's taxonomy places the organism in Eukaryota, Metazoa, Mollusca, Gastropoda, Aplysiida, Aplysiidae. Bases 762 to 2189 code for a protein of 475 amino acids.